AUGGCCACUACUAAUCUUGCCGUGCCCGCCCUCCUGUUGCUGCUCCACCUGGUGCGUGCCGUUGCUGGCGCCGAGGACGAGGCCGCGGCACUACUCUCCUUCAAGCGUGCGUCGGUGUCCGCCGACCCACAAGGUGCUCUCGCGGGCUGGCGCAACGACACCUCCGGCUCACCGUGCGCGUGGGCGGGCGUCUCGUGCACCGACGACGGCCGCCUCCACAAGCUCAACCUCAGCGGCAUGUCCCUCGCCGGUCGGCUCCACCUCGACGCGCUGCUCGCGCUCCCCAACCUGCAGUCCCUGAACUUGUCAAGGAACAACCUAACCGGCGGGGGCUUUCUGUUCCCUCCGUCUCUGCGGACACUGGACAUGUCCAGGAACAAGGUGUCAGAUGUCGGCUUGCUGAACUACUCCCUGACCGCCUGCCAUGGCAUUCGGUACCUCAACUUCUCGGCCAACCAGUUCACCGGAGGCAUUACGGGGUUUGCAAGGUGCAGCCAAGUUUCUGUUCUUGAUAUAUCAGGGAACCUCAUGUCCGGCACCCUACCGGCUGGGCUUGUAACCAUGGCGCCGGCCAAUUUGACACACUUGAGCAUUGCUGGAAAUAACUUCUCUGGGGACAUCUCCAGGUAUGUUUUUGGUGAUUGCACAAACCUCAAAGUGCUCGAUUGGUCAUACAAUAGACUGAGUGGCAUGGGGUUGCCACCGAGUCUUGCCAACUGCCGCCGCUUGGAGACACUUGACAUGUCGGGGAACAUGCUUCUUUCUGGCCCAAUGCCAGUGUUCUUGGGAGGCUUCCAACAAUUGAAGAAACUUGCACUAGCUGGGAACAACUUUAUUGGAGAAAUUCCGGAUGAACUGAGCCCCUUGUGCAGGACGCUGGUUGAACUAGACUUAUCAAGCAACCAGCUGAUUGGCGGUUUGCCUGCAAGUUUCUCAAGAUGCAGAUCGCUUGAGGUGCUCGAUCUCAGCAGCAAUCAACUGUCUGGUGACUUUGUGGUUACUGUGAUCAGCAAAAUCUCGUCUCUGCGUGUGUUGCGGCUGCCAUUCAACAACAUCACAGGGACAAAUCCGCUGCCCACACUUGCAGCUGAGUGCCCUUUGCUUGAAGUUAUCGAUCUUGGAUCUAAUGAGCUCGAUGGAGAGAUGAUGCCAAACUUGUGUUCAUCAUUGCCAUCACUGCGAGAGCUGCUCCUCCCAAACAAUGACCUCAUUGGAACCGUGCCGCCGUCACUUGCCAACUGCAGCAAUCUAGAUUCUCUAGACCUCAGCUUCAACCUAUUGAUUGGUCAGAUUCCAGCUGAAGUGUUAUUGCUUCCAAAGCUUGUUCAUCUGGUCAUGUGGGCAAAUAAUCUCUCCGGUGAAAUACCGGACAUGCUAUGCUCCAGGAGCACGACACUGGAGACAUUGGUGAUAAGUUUCAACAACUUAACUGGAGGCGUUCCUCCUUCCAUUAGCAGAUGUGUGAAUCUCAUAUGGGUGUCACUUGCUGGCAACCAUCUCACUGGGAGCGUGCCCUCAGGAUUUGGCAACCUCCAGAAGCUUGCCAUUCUACAGCUGCACAAGAAUUCACUGUCUGGCCCGGUGCCAGCAGAGUUUGGUAGCUGCAGCAGCCUCGUCUGGCUUGAUCUCAGCAACAACAACUUCUCGGGCACAAUACCACCACAGUUAGCGGCACAGGCGGGGCUCACCACUGGAGGUGUUGUUUCCGGCAGGCGAAUCGCAUUCCUUAGGAGUGAGGCUGGCAACAUCUGCCCCGGUGCUGGAGUGUUGUUUGAGUUCUUUGGCAUCCGUCCAGAGCGACUGGCCCAGUUGCCGGCUGUACGCUCAUGUGCCCCCACGGGGAUAUACACUGGGACUGUAUUCUACACCUUCAAUAAUAAUGGAAGCAUGAUCUUCCUUGAUCUGUCAUACAACAGCCUUACAGGAAAGGUUCCGGCAAGCUUGGGGAAGAUGGCAUACCUUGACGUGCUUAACUUGGGACAUAAUGACCUUACUGGUGAAAUUCCAGGCGCGUUCACGGGACUGGAAGGGAUCGCUCUACUUGAUCUCUCACACAAUCAACUCAGUGGUAUCAUUCCGCCGGGCCUUGGUGGUCUGCACUUUCUUGCAGCCUUUGAUGUCUCUAAUAACAACCUGACUGGAGAGAUCCCGACAUCGGGGCAGCUCAUGACGUUCCCUGCAUCUGACUUUGAAAACAACUCUGGUGUCUGUGGCAUCCCCUUGAAUCCCUGUAGCCAGGUUGACAAUGGAGGUGGUGGUCCUGAGCCUCAAGAUAUUCCUGAUGGGCAUGUGCCUGUCGUCUCUCCAUCUGGGAUCGGCAUAGGCUUAGCACUUGGUGUCCCUGUAGGUUUUGGUCUAGGGAUCUUGCUACUCUAG
This is a messenger RNA of Setaria italica (foxtail millet), 2376 nucleotides long. RefSeq names its product brassinosteroid LRR receptor kinase BRL3-like. Lineage: Eukaryota; Viridiplantae; Streptophyta; Magnoliopsida; Poales; Poaceae. Bases 1 to 2376 code for a protein of 791 amino acids. The transcript has 2 exons. The record is from RefSeq and is a predicted model, not a curated record. Gene Ontology annotation, molecular function: protein binding.